AUGAAACAUCCACAAAAACUAGCUGUUGAACUAGAUGAACAAUCAUUAACAUAUUGUGAACUGUUGUAUUAUGUUCAAGUCUUAUCUUUAACUCUUCUUAAUGAAUAUCAUGUGUUUCCAGGUGAGAUCGUGUGUCAAUGUGUUGAGCGAAGUUUAUCAAUGGUGAUUGGUAUAAUGGGAAUUGAGAUGGCUGGUGGCGUUUAUUGUCCAUUAUCCCCUCGAGAUCCACAACAUCGCUUAUAUGCACUUACACAACAAACACAAAGUCGUCUUGUUCUUGUUCAUCAUUUAACUAAGACGAAAUUUGAUCAUGAUAGUGUUUCACUUGAUAUUGAUUUAGUAUUAACCAGCCAUGUCGCUGAAUGUGUCAUUAAUCUGAACGGACUAUUAAAAGUUGCAACAGUAUCAGACGAUGUCGCAUACAUUAUUUUUACAAGUGGUUCUACUGGAACACCAAAAGCAGCUCAGACCAGGCAUCGGAACUUCACAAAUUUCGUGCGUUCCAUAGAAAAUGCUGGUGUAAUAAACGAGCAAGACACAGUGUCUCAAACAUGUGCACCGACAUACGAUGUACAUGUCAUGGAAACCAUGGGUAGUUUACUUUUGUGCGCCACUGUUAUAAUGUUACAUCCAUAUGGCAAUAUGGAUUUUGAAUAUUUUGCUCACACACUGCAACAUAAACAGAUUACGUGCCUUGCACCUGUUCCAACUUUCUUAAAUCAUUUAUGUGAUUUUCUUGUACAUUCCAGUCGCUAUUCUUUGUCAUCUGUGCGAUCACUUUGCAUUGGUGGUGAGCCAUUUUCACAAAAACUCGUUCACCGCCUCAGAAGUCAUAUUAAAAGUGAGUUUUACAUGCACAACAUAUACGCACCGGCUGAAUGUACCAUUGUGUCGAUAUGUCAUCGCGUUGACACGAAUUCUGUUGAGAACAACAUUCCUCUUGGUAGUGUUCUGGCUAAUGAACAAUACAAGGUUCUGGAUAUUUUAUUGCAACCAGCAGCGAUCGGAGAAGAAGACGAGUUGUUUAUAGGUGGCGAGGGUGUAUUUGCUGGUUAUCUUACACGUGAUGAUUUAACUGCAAACGUUCUUGUUGAAAUAGAUGAUAAACUAUUUUAUCGCACAGGUGAUCUUGUUAGAAUAGAUAACAAUGGUCUGCUUCAUUAUCAAGGAAGAAAAGAUCAUCAAAUCAAAUUACAUGGACAACGAAUCGAACUUGGUGAGAUCGAACGAUGUUUACUUAGCAUUACAUCCAUUUCUGCUUGUGUUGUCAUGAAAUGGAAUGACGAUUACUUAGUUGCAUAUGUUCAGUCAUCUCAGAUCAAUGAAAAACAAUCCCGUGAACAUUGCCAAUCUCAUCUUCCACCGCAUAUGAUUCCAUCCAUAUUUGUUAUACUUGACAAACUACCAUUGAAUCCAAAUGGAAAAAUAGAUCGAAAACUUCUUCCGCCACCUCACUUCUCAUCAGUACAUCUUACAAACACUGUCGAACUACUACUACCAACAAAUGAUAUUGAAGUUAGCAUUCAUCAUAUUUGGUGUGAGAUAUUUAAACAAAAUCAAAUCUCAACUGAUACAAAUAUCUUUGCUAUUGGUGGUCAUUCAUUACUUAUCAUGCAACUUUUCCAUCGAUACAAGACCAAAUUUCAUUUGGAAACAAGCACUCUUUCUAUUUCGAAUCUAUUUCAAUAUCCAACAAUUAUUCAUCAUGCUCAACUUAUUCAACAAUCUAUCAAUACCAUUCACACUGUGAAUAAUUAUCGUUGGUCUUCAUUAUAUCUCACUAAAGCUAGACCAUCGUUUGCACAAGAACGAAUCUAUUUAGAUGAACAAAUUCGUUUUUCAUCCAACAAAACAACGAUGAAUAAUAUGUAUGUUAUUCCAUUAAUUUAUCGUAUAUCAUCUGUGAAUGAUCAUAUAUCAAUUGCUCGAUUAUAUCAUGCAUUUCAGAAUGU
Adineta steineri is the source of this 1952-nucleotide messenger RNA. The record is from the annotation of a GenBank genome assembly. NCBI's taxonomy places the organism in Eukaryota, Metazoa, Rotifera, Eurotatoria, Adinetida, Adinetidae.